AUGGCUUGCUUGAAGAAAGCUCAAAGCAGUGGUUGGGUUUAUCCCACAGCAGUGCUCUGCUUCUAUGGAUUUUUUGCUAAUUUCAAACCAGCAGAACCUUUCCUUACACCUUAUCUUGUUGGGUCAUACAAAAACAUUUCGGAGGAGCAGGUUACAAACAUCCUGUUCCCAAUAUGGACUUACUCAUAUCUGGCACUCCUCCUCCCUGUAUUCCUGGUCACAGACUUUUUGCGGUACAAACCUGUCAUUGUGGUGCAAGGGAUGUCCCUAGUGAUCAAUUAUGUCCUGCUUUGUUUUGCUCAGGGGGUGCCAGCAAUGAAGUACCUCCAGGUCAACAAUGGGAUGGUCACAGCCUCUGAGGUGGCCUACUUUUCUUAUAUCUAUAGUGUGGUGUCUUCAGAUCAAUACCAGAAAGUGACCAGUUAUUUGCGAAGCGCAACUUUGGUUGGGUACACUCUGGGCUCCACACUGGGGCAGCUUUUACUUUCUGUCGGAAAGUUGCCUUAUUUUUAUCUAAAUGCAAUUAACUUAGGUACAGCAUCUGUGGCUUUUUUCUCUUCAUUUCUUCUUCCCAUGCCCAGAAGAGGGAUGUUCUAUAAAAAAGAAUCUGUGGCAGUUUCAAAACAAAAUAGCCACGAUUGUACAAAUGGAACAGCUAACAGCACUACUGGUAUUAAUACCUUGUCAGCAUCACUACCAGACAGCAUUAUGCCAGAAAACAACAAAAAGGGUAAAAGGGUAGAACACAAAACACAUAGCGUUGCCAGUGUCCUUCUCCAAUUGUGGUUUAGUUUUAAAGAGUGUUACUCUUCCAAGAGAUUAAUUUACUGGUCUCUCUGGUGGGCGCUUGCUACUUGUGGAUAUUUCCAGAUCUUCAAUUACACUCAGCUGCUGUGGAACCACAUUGAACCCUCCAUGAAUGCCUCUGUGUAUAAUGGUGGGGUGGAGGCAGUCACAACUCUUGUAGGUGCUAUUGCAUCCUUUUCUGUGGGGUAUGUGAAACUGAACUGGGACAUCUGGGGAGAGCUGGCUCUUGGAAUGUUUUCUGCAGUCAAUGCCAGUGCCGUAUACAUGAUGGCUUUCACAAACAGUAUCUUGGUGUGUUACGCUGGUUACGUGGCCUUCAGAGCUUCCUAUAUGCUGCUAAUCACUAUAACCACGUUUCAGAUUGCUGCUAACCUAUCUAUGGAAUGUUAUGCGUUAAUGUUUGGAGUAAACACGUUUGUUGCCCUAGUUCUUCAGACUAUACUGACUGCUAUUGUGGUUGACCAAAAUGGAUUGGGAUUAGACAUUGUCACACAGUUCAUCAUCUACGGCAGUUAUUAUGCUGUGGUAUCCCUACUCUUUCUCAUACGUGGACUGUACACAAUGAGUCGUUACAAGUGUGGAAGAACGACUUCAUAUUCUUGUGAAGAUUUCACCAGAGACCCUCAAGUCCAUGUCAUCUGUUCUGACAAGCUAUAAGGAAUCAGAAAGUGGAAUACUGGCAUUAAUUUUGCAUAGCACUUUUUCUGUUUAGUAUGAAGUAUCGUGUAUUACAGUGUCUUGUGCACUUGCUGUGUACUGUUUAAAUUGAUGGCAGGCUCUUAAAUAGAAAUGUAAUCUGAUAAUUGACUUAAAAGUCAUUGUAACUAACAAAAUAUUCCCAUAAAUUUUCCAUCCCAUGCUUAUCUAGUCAAUAUAUAGGACAAAUGUGUUGUUUUGAAUGCAUUUUCAUUUUAAAACAUGAUAGCUGGCAUUCAGACAGUUUUACACUUGGUCAUUUCAUUAGGAGAGCAUAUCCCCAGCCCUUAAGGCCUUACUGAAAGGCAAGGCAAGCACACUGACAGCUUUCUUUUAACUAUUG
Molecule: messenger RNA, 1846 nt
Organism: Polyodon spathula (Mississippi paddlefish)
Lineage: Eukaryota; Metazoa; Chordata; Actinopteri; Acipenseriformes; Polyodontidae
Gene: slc19a3b
Product: solute carrier family 19 member 3b
Exons: 5
Coding region: 1-1464 (487 amino acids)
Biological process (GO): vitamin transport; transmembrane transport
Cellular component (GO): plasma membrane
Molecular function (GO): vitamin transmembrane transporter activity
Source: RefSeq, a predicted model, not a curated record